Molecule: messenger RNA, 1668 nt
Organism: Aspergillus clavatus NRRL 1
Lineage: Eukaryota; Fungi; Ascomycota; Eurotiomycetes; Eurotiales; Aspergillaceae
Product: carboxylesterase family protein
Exons: 4
Coding region: 1-1668 (555 amino acids)
Source: RefSeq, a predicted model, not a curated record
AUGUUGUUCACUGCGUCGCUCCUCCUGUUGUUGCCAUGGGCGAGUGCUGCGCCGGCGAAUCUGCCCAUUGUUGACCUGGGCUAUCAACGCCACCAGGCCAUUUCUUUCAACUCUACCGGUCAAUACUACAGCUUCACCAACAUCCGAUAUGCCGAACCGCCCCUAGGAUCUCGUCGAUUCGCUCCUCCCGUCGCUCCCCACGGGCGUAGCAAAAACAUCGUCAACGGGACCGGGCUCGGAUAUAAAUGUCCUCAGGCGUUGGCAUGCUGGUUCAAUGUGCAGAACAAAUUCACCAGCGCUGCUGCUGCGGGAACACCCUUUGAUUUCAACGCUGCGUAUGAGGAGGUAUACACCAAGGACGCCUGCACUGAGCCGGCGAAGCAAGACCCCCUCCAAUCGGAAGAUUGUCUGUUCCUUGAUGUAUAUGUUCCUCAAGAUGUGUGGCAGAAGGGACCUCAAGCGGCGCAUCAGAAAGGAGGGGCUCCUGUGCUGGUCUACUUGCAGGACGGGGCCUAUGUCGGAGGGUCCAAGUCGGACCAGAAUCCAGCGGGGUUGAUCGCACGGAGUCGCGAGGAGGGCUCUUCUGGGAUGAUCUACGUUGGAAUCAACUAUCGGUUGGGCGUCUUCGGAUGGCUGUCCGGGCGCAAGUUUACCUCCUCUGGCGGCAAGCCAAACGCAGGAUUAUUGGACCAGCGCCUCGCUCUCGAAUGGAUUCAACGUCAUAUCCACCUGUUCGGUGGCGAUCCGUCCCGCGUCACCGUCAUGGGCGUCUCCGCCGGUGGUGGCUCGAUCAUAAUGCAAAUGACCGCCUACGGACGGGGUAUCUCGCCGCCGUUCGCGCAGGUCAUCACUCAGAGCCCUGCAUGGGAGCCCGGAACCAAGACGCCCGCCAUUGAAGACGAUCUCUUCGACACCUUCCUCGCUUCACUCAACGUCACCAGCCUCGACCAGGCGCGUCGCCUCCCCUCCCACGCACUCACGGACGCAAACUAUCGUCUCGUCGCGUCCCGCCCGUAUGGCGCCGGCGUCCUCGGGCCCGCCAUCGACGGCGACUUCAUCCCCGACAGCCCCAAGCGCCUCCUCCUCCAGGGCAAAGCCAACCCGGGCGUGCGCGUCCUCACCUCCUACACCGCCGCCGAAGGCUUCGGGAUCGCCCCGGCCAACAUCACCGACGAGGCCUCGUUCCAGCGCUACGUGGGACUGAUGCUCGCAGGCACGGACGCCAGCGUGCGCACCCACGCCGCCACGGUCCUCUACCCGGCCGUCUUCGACGGCUCGAUGCCGUACCGCACGCAGCACGACCGCGCUAGCCUGCUCUGGGCCGAUCUCGCGGCCAGCUGCAACACGCGCUAUCUGCACGCGGCGGUCCGCACGCCGGGCUAUGCGAUCGAAUACAGUGUCCCGCCGGCGCUGCAUCUGUCGGAUACGCCGUCGGUGUUUUACAAUGGGCCGGUGGCGGAUCCGACGGUGAACGGGACCAUUGCGGAGCUCUUGCAGAGGCAGAUUGUGAGGUUUGUGAAGACGGGGAAUCCCAAUGGGGAGCCCGAUCCGGAGGUGCCGGUCUAUGAUGGCCGCGAUCUGCUGGAUUUGGGUGAUGAUGGCGUGCUGGUUAGGCCUGAUUCGACGGAUAAUGCUCGUUGUGAGUAUUGGCAGAAGGUGCAUUUCUGA